UAAAAAUUAAUGUAAUAAGAAAUUUGGUGGUACGCUCAAAGUCCAGAGCUGCGAGGCGGCAUAUUGCCGAGCGCGGACGGGUAUGUGCUGCAUUCUUAUGCGCCCUUGAGGUCUUGACGUUCUAUCUCCCGACACGCUUGUCCUUCUGUGACGCCUUUCAACAUCCAACAAGGGGGCUGACCACAACAUAUCCUGUUCAGCCUUCUUGCUGUUGAAACAUGGUCGCUGCUGUGCUGGAUCUCCGGCCCAAAUAAAGCAGGUUUUGCAAAUCCUUAACAAGGUGUCCAGCAAUAGAUUCUGCAUUGUGUGGUCCAGCGAAAGUGCAGGUUACAAUCUGCAAUGGCGGACAAUGUGGAGAAGCUACCAUUCUUCUAUGGGAACAUUACGCGUGAAGAGGCAGAGGAUUACCUGCGACAGGGUGGCAUGGCAGAUGGGCUCUACCUGCUGCGGCAGAGCCGGAGCUACCUGGGUGGCUACGCCCUAUCCGUAGCAUAUGGCCGCCAGUUCUAUCACUACACCAUCGAGAGGGAGCUGAACAACACAUAUGCCAUUGCUGGGGGAAAAUCACACCGCACCCCAGUUGAUCUGAUCGACUACCACUCCCAGGAGUCGGACGGUCUCAUCUGCCUGCUAAGGAAACCAUGCAGCCGUCCACGUGGCAUGGAGCCUAAGGUGGGGCCCUUUGAAGAACUGAAGGAGAAGCUUGUCCGGCAGUACGUCAAGCAGACGUGGAACCUGCAGGGUGCUGCUCUCGAACAGGCCAUCAUCAGCCAGAGACCACAGCUGGAGAAACUGAUCGCCACCACAGCUCAUGAAAAGAUGCCCUGGUUCCACGGUAGCAUCACGCGAGAGGACUCAGAGACCCGCCUGCAGAACGGGACACGUGCCAAUGGCAGAUUCCUAAUACGACAGCGGGACAACAAAGGCUCAUAUGCGCUCUGCCUUCUACACCAUGGACAGGUCAUGCACUAUCGCAUAGACAAGGACAAGGCUGGGAAACUCUCAAUCCCUGAUGGGAAGAAGUUUGACACCCUUUGGCAGCUGGUGGAGCAUUACUCCUACAAGCCUGACGGACUCCUCCGAGUACUCACUGAGCCUUGUGCACAACCUGAAGGAGAAGCAGAUCGCCGGCCAGCUAUUCCCCACAAUCACCCGCUGCAAGGUGCCACAAGUGGAAUUCUCUCCAGAAUCAAAUCCUACUCCUUCCCCAAACCCGGCAGCAAAAAGUCAGUGAAUCCACCUGGAUCCAGAACCACAGACAACCUGAACACCUAUGAGAUGAAAUUAGAGAAAACAAAGAACAUAGAAGCGCUGCCAAUGGACACGGAAGUGUAUGAGAGUCCAUACGCAGAUCCCGAUGAGCUGCAGACUGCCACCAUUGACCGCAGGCAGCUGAUCCUGGAGGACGGCGAGCUGGGAUCCGGUAACUUCGGCACAGUCCUCAGGGGCACUUACAAGAUGAGAAAAUCAGAGAAGACGGUAGCGGUGAAAAUCCUGAAGAACGAUGACAGCAAUCAGGCAGUACGAGAGGAGAUGCUGCGUGAGGCUGCCGUCAUGCAGCAGUUGGACAACCCCUACAUUGUCCGUAUGAUCGGUAUCUGUGAAGCCGAGAACCUCAUGUUGGUCAUGGAGCUGGCUGGAUUGGGCCCGCUUAACAAAUUCUUGCCCAAGAACAGACACAUAUCGAUUAAGAACAUCACAGAGCUGGUGCACCAGGUCUCCAUGGGUAUGAAGUACCUGGAGGAGCACAACUUCGUCCACAGAGACCUUGCAGCCAGGAAUGUGCUGCUGGUCACACAGCACUAUGCCAAAAUCAGCGACUUCGGCCUGUCAAAAGCACUGGCAGAGGAAGAGAAUUAUUACAAGGCCAAAACUCACGGUAAGUGGCCCGUGAAGUGGUACGCCCCAGAGUGCAUUAAUUACUUCAAGUUCUCCAGCAAGAGUGAUGUCUGGAGCUUUGGAGUCCUGAUGUGGGAAGCCUACUCCUUAGGGCAGAAGCCGUACAAGGGUAUGAAGGGAAAUGAGGUUCUGCAGAUGAUCGAGAGCGGAGAGCGCAUGGUUGCUCCGGCCAACUGCCCCCCUGAGAUCUACGACCUCAUGAAGGCAUGCUGGACAUACAAGCCUGAUGAGAGACCCGGAUUUAGUACUGUUGAACUAAGACUAAGAAAUUACUAUUACGAGAUAUCACAGAUUUAAUGUUUGACCCUCAAUGUACUUUAACAUUAUUUUAGAGAAUUUGAAAUUUCAGAAAGUGAAAGUCUGACACAAGAAUAAAGCGCCAAGGGUUUAAAGAUCCUAAAAUUUCCACUGAUUUUAUGCAAGCACCUGACAAGUUAUGAUUGUAAAUUAUCUAUUGUUAGGAAUGCAACAUACACAACAUACCAUUCUACAAACAUCUAUUUGAUUUUUUUGUAUACAUUUAUUUUUCAAGACCUUAUGACUAUCUGUUCAUUUUCCAGCUUUAAAGUAAAAGAAAUUCAGUAUUUCAUUGUGCACCUGUAUUUUGUAUCCCUUUCCCAUUUUUAUGAGUUUUAAGUGUUUGGAUUUUUGCUCAUCAUUUCCUAUUUGUGGCAAGUGAUGCUUUCACAUGUUUUCUCAGGGCAACCAAGUAGAAUGGUGUUAGUAAAUUAAGCUGGACUUCACAUGGUCCAGUCAAACACUUGAAUUCAAUCUUCAAAUUAUUGAGUAAUUGGUAAAGAAGUCUUGUCAGAAUAUUUUCACCCAAAAUUUGUCAAGUGGGAACUAAAAACAGUUUUUUCAAUUUUUUUUCAACUUAAAGCUUAUAAUGAA
Scleropages formosus (Asian bonytongue) is the source of this 2790-nucleotide messenger RNA. RefSeq names its product spleen tyrosine kinase (gene syk). Lineage: Eukaryota; Metazoa; Chordata; Actinopteri; Osteoglossiformes; Osteoglossidae. Bases 340 to 2196 code for a protein of 618 amino acids. Gene Ontology annotation, cellular component: cytoplasm. The record is from RefSeq and is a predicted model, not a curated record. Gene Ontology annotation, biological process: protein phosphorylation; intracellular signal transduction. The transcript has 14 exons. Gene Ontology annotation, molecular function: non-membrane spanning protein tyrosine kinase activity; ATP binding.